AAAGCGGCCGGUGAGCGCUGUACAUACUGUUCAGACCUCGCCGCGAGUGGGAGAUGCCUUUAGUAUAUAACGCACGACCACCGACCCCUAGGCAAGCACUCAUCGCUCAGCUUGAAGCAUGAAGGUAUUCGUGUGCUUGUUGGCUUUGGCCGUGGCGGCGCGCGCCGGUUCUAUCGGCUGGUCCGGCGGCAGCGGCGGUGGUUAUGGCGGCGGCGGUUGGUCGAGCGGCGGGGGCGGAUGGCCGAGUGGCGGCGGCGGCGGCGGUGGCUGGUCGAGCGGCGGCGGCGGUGGCUGGUCCGGUGGCGGCGGCGGCGGCUACGGCGGUGGUGGACAGGUGAAGAUCAUUAAAAUCAUCACCAGCGGCGGCGGCGGAGGCGGCAGCGGUUGGCCUAGCGGCGGCAGCGGCGGCUGGAAGAGCGGCGGCGGCGGAGGCGGCUGGUCAAGCGGCGGCUCCUCCGGCUGGCCGAGCGGCGGCUCCUCCGGCUGGUCAAGCGGCGGCUCCUCCGGAUGGCCCAGCGGCGGCUCCUCAGGAUGGUCGAGCGGCGGCUACGGCGGCGGGAGCGGCGGCUGGUCGCUCGGAGGCGGCAGCGGCGGGUGGAAGUCCGGCGGCGGCAGCAGCGGCUGGUCGCUCGGCGGUAGCAGCGGCGGAUGGCAGUCCGGCGGCGGCGGUGGCUACGGAGGCGGCAGCGGCGGCGGCUGGAAGUCCGGCGGAUCGUGGACAGUGUUGUGGCUGGCCCGCACCCGCUGCACCAAGGACGCGGCGCGCAAUCGCAUGGUAGUAUUAAAACACGCCGUGUGCGCCGCCGCGAACAUGCCCGAGAUAUUCGCGUGUCUGUUGGCUUUGAUCGUGGUCGUGCACGCCGGGUUCAUCGGCGGCGGCGGCGGGGGGUGGUCGGGCGGCGGUGGGGGGUGGUCGGGCGGCGGCGGCGGCUGGAAGUCUGGAGGCGGAGGCGGCGGCGGCGGUUGGCGCAGCGGCGGCGGUGGUGGCCAGGUGAAAAUCAUUAAAGUCAUCAGCAGCGGCGGAGGCGGAGGCGGUUGGCGAAGCGGUGGUGGCGGCGGCGGCUGGAAGAGCGGCGGCGGUGGCGGCGGGUGGUCGUCGGGCGGCGGCGGCGGCGGCUGGCGGUCCGGCGGCGGCGGCGGAUGGAAAUCUUGGUGAUCCCAUCCGUAGCUCCAUUAUCAACAAUAUAUGACUCCUCCUACA
This is a messenger RNA of Leguminivora glycinivorella, 1201 nucleotides long. It is a transcript of the gene CPG15, whose product is annotated as loricrin-like. The transcript is spliced from 8 exons. NCBI's taxonomy places the organism in Eukaryota, Metazoa, Arthropoda, Insecta, Lepidoptera, Tortricidae. The record is from RefSeq and is a predicted model, not a curated record. The coding region runs from base 119 to 1156 and encodes 345 amino acids.